GGAAAAACAAGAUACUAUUAAAAAUAAAAUAAAUCUGAUCUUGUCAAAGGGAUGUAAAAGAAGGGAUGCCAUCCACCCUUCAUUUUACCAAGGUCAAGAGAUGCUGCCUGGAAUGUCUUCCAGCCUCCUUGUCCCUUCCAGCAACCCGAAGUGAGAGGAUCCAUGGAAAGAAGAUGAUUUACUGAAUGACCCAUGGGACUUCAAGACCCAGCACUUGACCUGUGUUUCCAUCUCUGCUGUCAACUCCCCAGGCUUCAAGCCCAGCAUGGAGCCAGGGUGCAUAGAGAACCUCUCCAUUCUCUACCAGAGUUCAGACUUCAUUGUGGUCAACAAGCAUUGGGACCUCCGCAUUGACAGCAAGAUGUGGUAUGAGACCCUGACCCUGCAGAGUCAACUGAAACACCGGUUCCCAGAGCUGGCUGAUCCUGACACCUACUACGGCUUCAGGUUCUGUCACCAGCUGGAUUUCUCCACCAGUGGAGCGCUUUGUGUGGCUUUGAACAAGGCAGCCGCUGGCAGGGCCUACAAGUGCUUCAAGGAGCGGCAGGUCACCAAAGCCUACCUUGCCCUGGUUCGAGGCCAUGUGCAAGAGAGCAAAAUGACCAUCAACCAUGCCAUUGGGAAGAAUACUACAGAAGGCCUGACCCACAUGAUGUGUAUUGAAGGAACAGAAGGCUGUGAGAAUGCCAAACCGUGCCUGACAGAACUAACAGUCCUAGAGCGUGGGGUGUAUGAUGGUGAUCCAGUCUCCAAGGUCCUCCUCCAGCCUCUCACAGGCCGGACGCAUCAGCUGCGAGUACACUGCAGCAGCAGUGGGUACCCCAUUGUGGGUGACUUCACCUACAGCUUCAAGAAGGAUAGCCGUCCGUUCCGUAUGAUGCUGCACGCCUUCUACCUCCGCAUCCCCACGUGUGGGGAGCUCAUCGAGGUGAGCACGCCCGACCCCUUCGUGCCGACGCUGGAUGCUAACUGGCAGCCCCAGCAAUUGGUCCACCCGCUGGAGCAAGUCAUCCAGACCCUGAAGGCCACAAUGGAUCCACCCCCUGGGGACACUUCACCUCUGCCCAAGGUUGGCCAGAAUGUGGUCACUCAGGAGACCAGUGCCAAAGAAUCGGAGGAACAGCGGGCCAGGUGCCAGCAGUGGUUGGCCGAAUGGGCCGUGGAACCAGAGAACUGAACUGCAUCUACCUCCUGCCUAUCCUUGGAAAGGGGCUCGGUGAUGUGCCAUUAGGAAGUCCGACCCAUUCCCUCUUUCUAACCUAGACCUUGAGUGUGAAGGGGUAGGGACUUCCUGGGGGGCUCAGCUCAGCCGGAAGGGUUUCUUCUCCCUCCCUCCUUUCCCCACCAGCCUCCCUACUCCUGCAGCCAGUGCUUCCCAGCCUGAGGAAACUGAACAUCAGCAUUAUUCCCACGAGGUUGGGAUGGGCUGGUGCUGUAAAACAAACAGCUCACUAACCCCUGAUUCCUCACCCCGAGCACCUGCAGUACGCAGACAGAAGUGGAUUCACUGUCCCAAGUGGGAGAGGGAGGGUGGAUCAGAUGUUUUCCUGUCACGUCCGCAGGCACUGGGUCUGGAGUCAGGAAACCCUUAGUUCAAAUUCAGUCUCAGACACUUACUUACUCACUAGGUGAUCUUGGGUAAGUGACUUAACUUUUAUCUCAGUUUCCUCAUCUGUAAAAAAGGGGUCACAAUAGCACUCCCAGGUUUGUGGUGAGGACCAAAUGAGAGAAUAUCUCUAAAGUGCUUAGCCUUGUGCCUGGGAAAUAAAUGCUAUAUGACUGCUAUCAUUAUCAUUAUUAUCAUCACUGUGUGUCAGGGGAUUAUCCGAAAUGAGGAAAAGGAAAAAUAGUCUCCCUCGGAACUUUUGGCUUCUCUGACCUGGGAAACAAAAUCUCUUGUUGAAAAUAAUUCAGAAGGCAGAGCUUAUCACUAGGCUAUCUGCUUACAGUCACCCCAAUUUUAUAAAAGAGAAAACUGAGUCCAGAGAGGUUACUCUUCAAGAUCACAUAAUUUCUUAGCCACCUUUCCUGAUUCCUCUAGAGUGCCUAUAUUUGGGAGGAAGAUUUUUUUUUUUAAAUCAAGAUAGGGUGGGAGGUAGGAGGGCAGGGUGCAAGGGUAAUUCUUCACUACAGUGGAGCAUGGACGUCAUGUUCCAGAUUUACUUGGACCAUCUGUCACCAUGGGAAUAGAGGAGAUUGAUAAGUUCUAAUAGGAUGCUGCUCCACUUAGUCUCAGGUACUUGCUGGCAUUGAGCCCUUCCCACCACCCCUUGCCCACCCAGACAGGACAGAUCCUGAAGUGCUAGGGGUGCUCUGGGGAGGGAAAUCUCCAAUUACUCCAUGUGAUAGACUGUAGAGCGCUCUUUCACCAGGAGAGGGCACCAGGGGUCCACAGGUGAUUAAUGCUUCCAGCUCAGCUUGUGAAGCUGGUCCUGCAGCUAUUUAUAUCUGGCCCUUACCUGGCCCCCAAAGCCCUGUCUGAUUAGAGAAGGCUCAAUCUCCAGGAUCCUUGUACAUAGAACAAAGUGUUUGGGUUAGUUCUUUCCCCAAUAUCUAAGUUAUUUGCCAAGUCCUUUUGAUUUUAGCCCUGUAACCUGAUUCAUCCUUUCCUGUCCAUUCUGGAUGCUACCAUUCAUUAUCCUUGGUCGAGGCCAUCAAAACAGCCUCCUAACUGUUCUCCUUGCCUCCAUUCUUUCCCUUUUAGUGCUAUUUCUUAUGCACUCUCUAAUCAUGUUGUCUCUUGCUGUGUUCCCUCUUUCCUGAGGUGGAGUCCAAACUGCUGAUCCUGGUCUUGCCAGCCCUUCAUGAUCUGGCUGUUAAGCUUUUAAGCCUUAUCUCCUGCUCUCCCCUUUCAUAUCUCCUCUGCUUCAGCCAGUAUUAUAUUUUAACCACGCCAGGAUCAUCCCUGCCCAUAGCCUCUUGCUUGGGCUUUGUACUAUGCUUAGAAAUGUCCUUGCCCUCUCUCCCUUUUAAAAUCCCUCUUGUCCUUCAAGUCUUAAUGUAAUGCUGUGGAUUGGAUAUUUAAAACAAGAAGGGAAAUUAGAGCUCAUCUUGCCCAAUCAUAUCAUUUUACAGAUGGGGAAACUGAGGCACAGACUUUUUUUUUUUUUAAGUGACUUGUCUCUCCUCACUACUCAUACAGCCAGCAAUGCCAAUUCACACUCUCAACACCUUGUGCCAGGCCUAUGAAAUAGCCUUCUACCUGUCUUCUCGACUCAGAUUUCUUUCCUUCUCAAAUCCAUCCUUCCUAUGACAGCUGAAGUUAUUUUCCCAAAGUGCAGGUAUGACCUUGUCAUUUCCUUAGUCAAAAAAAGCUGUGGUUUCCUGUUGUUUUUUGGGUCAAAUAGAAACUGUGGUAUUAAAAAGUGGCCUCGGCCUUGUUAGCCAUCAGUCCUAUUCCUAUACACUGGGCCUCCUGCUGUUUGCCCUGGCUCUUCCCCACACCUGGCAUUGACCCCCUCCCUACCUCUGUCUCCCUACACAAGAUUCAGUUUGAGCACCUGCUAAGUGAAGCCUUUAUUCCAUCCCCUAUCGCCCCAGUACCAGUUCUUCCUCUCCAAACUACCUUGUAUUGUAAUUAAUGCAUUUGUAUAGUACGUAUUUAAUUUAAUUUAUAUAACUGUGUUCUCUUCCCGAUAAGAGUGUAAGCUCCUUAAGGGCAGGGAGUGUUUAAUUUUUGUCUGUGACUAGCACAGUGCCUGGCACAUAGUGGGCACUUAAUAAAUAGUUAACUGAUUGAUUGCCCAGUGUCACUCAGGUAAUAUAUAGCAGUCAGGAUUUGAAUCUAGGUUUUCCAGCUCCAGAUUCAGUACUCUUUUUCAGGAAGCCUUUCCUCAUGUUCCCCCUCACCCCCCACCCCAGCUCACAGUGAACUUCCCCUCAAAGCUAACUUACAUUCUAUGGGGGUACUGCCGGACCUCUCUCCCCAACUAGAUUGUGAACUCUCUCAGGGCAGAGAUGGUAUCUUCUUCUGUCUUGCAAAAAAUAGCCUCACAUGAGGUUGAGAAUAAGGUCGAUGUUCAAUAAAUGAAAAUUUCAAAGAAGUUCAUGAACCGAAUUUUCAGUGAGGGGUGACAAAGCCAGCCACAGACUUCAGUAGAGAUUUAUGCUGAAGAAAGCCUCUUGUCUAGCUCCAAGCACCAGCUCCUACCACCCAGGAGGGUCCCACGGCCCCUUACUUUCCCCAUCUGACUCAGAGGAGAGUCUAGUCAGUGGAUUUUGUGCAUAUGGGUAUCUUCAUGUAGCACAGAUCUGUGCCAGAUUGUCUCCAAGCAAAUGAAGAUCUGUGAAGGAUCCAGAUCUAAAAAAUGUGUCAGACCAUUAGCAGUUUUCCUGACCCCUCAUCUCCUUCUAGAAACCAUCCUUGGCCGGUACUUUGCUCUUUAUCCCCGGGCUAAAGCCUUUCAUUAUUUUUAACUUCUCCCUCACUGUGAGCAGUGCCUCCCUGAGGCAGCCAGCCUCCUAAACACUUCUAGCCAGUAAUCCUAUGUGGUUUCUUGGGACGGAACCCAGCUCAGCCUGGUUCUAGAUGCCCCCUUCUCCUUACCAGAAUACCCUUUAUCCAUCAUUGGUCCAUCCUACAAUCCUUGUCAUCAGCCAUUCAGGGAACUUCAUGCAUUAAAUGACAAUGUCUCGCCUACAUUCCUAUAUAAUCGCUAUCCAAUUUCCCCCUUCCUCAGCCAAGGGAAAAGCUAGGAUAUAAAAAUGGAGUACAGUUAUCCCUUUUCACCUCAUGAUUUUUCCCAUCACAGUUUUGAUAUAUCAUGGUUCAGCAUAAGAAAGAAGAGGGUAUUUCGGGGGAGUUUUGUAGAAGGAGGCCAAUAGACAACACAGAAAAAAUUUAGAAACUUAGAAUCAUAAAAUAUAUGUAUAGUUUAUGACCAAAUAUUUAGUCCAAAUUGUCCAAUAAGGCAAAACACCCUCUAAAAAAACAAAACAAACAAACAAAAACAAAUUCAGACUUCUCUGUAUGAAGGGAAGGCCAAAAAAUUUUAGAUGAAUUUUCCAGAUCAUCCAGGGAGGGGAUAGAUUGGGUGGUCAAGAUUGGAUUAGAGGACUUGCCAUAUUCCUAAACCCAUAAAAAAGGGAUAACUGUAAUUGCAUGGUAUGAUGAAAAGAUGACUGUAUUUCAUGACUGAAGAUCUGGAUUCAUCAUCUACCUCGGCUACUUAUCUCAAUUACUUGGGGCAGGUGAAUCAAAUAAUUUCUCUGGGCUUCAGCCUCUAUAUCUGUAAUAGGAAAUUGAGCUAAAUGAUGUCCAAGGUCCUUUCUAGCUCCAAACCUGUGCAGCUAAAAAUGUCAUUCUCAUCAAUUUAAAAGUCAGAUCAUCAAUUCGAUGCAGAAGGCAUUCUGAAGAUAACAACAAAAUUUUUUCCUAUACAGCCUUGUAAAAGAAUGAAAUCACACGUCUGUCCUUGAAACUCGGGCAUCCAUCAAUCCAGGCCUCAAGUGUUCCCAAUUCCCAAUCCAUUAAUAAAUGGUGUAGUUGACUGAGCAAUGGAAAACUAGUGAAGCCCAAGCUAAAAAAAAAAAAAAAAAAA
Messenger RNA from Sarcophilus harrisii (Tasmanian devil), 5540 nucleotides. It is a transcript of the gene RPUSD1, whose product is annotated as RNA pseudouridine synthase domain containing 1. Gene Ontology annotation, molecular function: RNA binding; pseudouridine synthase activity. Lineage: Eukaryota; Metazoa; Chordata; Mammalia; Dasyuromorphia; Dasyuridae. The record is from RefSeq and is a predicted model, not a curated record. The transcript has 7 exons. Gene Ontology annotation, biological process: pseudouridine synthesis. Bases 266 to 1177 code for a protein of 303 amino acids.